Helianthus annuus (common sunflower) is the source of this 333-nucleotide messenger RNA. RefSeq names its product glycine-rich RNA-binding protein-like. The transcript has a single exon. Bases 1 to 333 code for a protein of 110 amino acids. The record is from RefSeq and is a predicted model, not a curated record. NCBI's taxonomy places the organism in Eukaryota, Viridiplantae, Streptophyta, Magnoliopsida, Asterales, Asteraceae.
AUGGCGGUAGUGGUCGGGGUGGUGGUGGUCGGUGGUGGCGGGUGGCGACGAUGGUGGUCGAUGGCGGUGGCGACGGGUGGUGGUGGCGACGAUGACGGUGGGUGGUGGUGGUUGACGGUAGCAGGUGGUGGCAGCGGAGGAUGGUGGUGGUGGUCGGCGGAGGGUGGCAGUAGUGGUCGGGGUGGCGGUGGUUUACUAUGGCGGGUGGCAGCGAUGGUAGUUGAUGGUUAUGGCGGCAGGCGGUGGAGGACGGUGGUGGUGGUGGUGGUCGGCGGAGGUUGGUGGCGGGUGGUGACGACGGUAGGUGGUGGUGGUGGCAAAUGGUGGAGGUGA